Centruroides sculpturatus (bark scorpion) is the source of this 660-nucleotide messenger RNA. RefSeq lists its product as uncharacterized. The transcript has a single exon. The coding region runs from base 1 to 660 and encodes 219 amino acids. The record is from RefSeq and is a predicted model, not a curated record. Lineage: Eukaryota; Metazoa; Arthropoda; Arachnida; Scorpiones; Buthidae.
AUGAGAAUUGAUGAUUUGAAGAUUAACAACAUUAGGGAAAAAUAUGAGAGUAUGACUAAUAAUAGACUUCAAAAUUUAAAUUUGGAAGGAAAUGUGGAAGAACUUUGGGAGAAUAUGAAAGGGGAAAUUAAAGAAAGUGCUUACCAGGUUUUGGGAGAGGAGAGAAGAAAAGCAAGAAGACCUUGGAUUACUGAAGAAGUGUUGGAGAAAAUGGAUGAAAGGAAAAGAUGGAAAAGCGCAAAUACAUUAGAUGCUAAAGAAAAAUAUAGAACAAUCGAUAAACAAGUGAAAAGUAUGGCAACGAAAGCUAAGGAAGAAUGGCUAGACAGAAUCUGUCAUGAAUUAGAAGAACAUGAAUUGUCUCAAGAGCUGAGAAAGGUCUAUCAAAACAUUAAUUUUAUCUCAGGAAAGAAAAGAAGAGUGAAAAUUGGGGCAAUAAAGGAUGAGAAUGGAGAAAUUUUAAUGCAGAAGGAAAGGCAAUUAGUAAGAUGGAAUGAAUAUUUGACAAAACUUUAUAAAAUAGAGGAUAACAUGGAAUGUGAACUGGAAGAAGAAUAUGACGAUGAUGAAACUCCUAAAUUUCUGGAGGAUGAAGUUGAGGCAGCCUUGAAAAAAUUGAAUAGGAAAACACCUGGAAUUGAUGGCUUGCAUGGGGCUUAA